Molecule: messenger RNA, 1305 nt
Organism: Alternaria postmessia
Lineage: Eukaryota; Fungi; Ascomycota; Dothideomycetes; Pleosporales; Pleosporaceae
Exons: 2
Coding region: 1-1305 (434 amino acids)
Biological process (GO): GPI anchor biosynthetic process
Cellular component (GO): membrane; glycosylphosphatidylinositol-mannosyltransferase I complex
Molecular function (GO): alpha-1,4-mannosyltransferase activity; GPI mannosyltransferase activity
Source: RefSeq, a predicted model, not a curated record
AUGGCUCUAUCCUCCUUUUUCCGCAGUCCACCAUUGGUAUUCACAACAUCUGUUGUGCUAAGAGCCGUUUUCCUGAUAUACGGACUCUGGCAGGACGCCAAUUCGCCUAUGAAAUAUACCGACAUCGAUUACUAUGUCUUCACUGAUGCUGCUCGCUACAUCUCGCGCGGCCAGUCCCCUUACGCACGAGACACGUAUCGUUAUACGCCUCUGCUUGCAUGGCUCAUAUAUCCUACUGUAUGGUCUGGACAGUUCUGGUUCUCCUUUGGAAAGAUCCUGUUUGCGAUUGGCGAUGUGGCUACGGGAUGGAUGAUGUUCCACAUCUUGAAAGAGUACAAGAAGAUGAGCGAUGAAAGAGCCUUGAAGUUUGCAAGCAUCUGGUUGCUCAAUCCAAUGGUUGCGACUAUCAGUACAAGAGGUAGCUCCGAGGGGCUGCUAGGGGUCUUCGUCACUGCGCUGUUAUGGGCGGUGCUGGCAAAGCAGAGAUCGCUCGCUGGGUUCUUGCUCGGAUUUGCAGUACAUUUCAAAAUUUAUCCAUUCAUUUACGCAGCUUCUAUCGUCUGGUUUCUCGAUGAUACUCAGAUAGAGGCGGAAGGAGCUGCUCAGGCGCAAUCGGCGCCGUCGCUUUUCGGCCGGGUGCGCAACUUUCUCAACCCUGCGAGAAUAUACCUUGCGCUCUACAGCCUCCUUACAUUUGCGAGUCUGAACCUUCUCAUGUACAGCAUGUAUGGGUGGCCGUUCCUUGAACACAGCUAUCUCUACCAUGUGACGCGUAGCGAUCACCGCCAUAACUUUUCGCCUUAUAACGCGCUUCUCUAUCUGAAGUCCUCGCCAAAGCCUACCAAUGUGGGACCUGCAACACAGUCCUUCGGAUUGGAACGUCUGGCGUUCCUUCCACAGCUGCUCCUCAGCGCUGUAUUCACGCCUUUGGUGCUAGCAAAAAAAGACCUCCCAAAUACAAUGUUAGCGCAGACCUUUGCAUUCGUUACCUUCAACAAGGUCUGCACAAGCCAGUACUUCCUCUGGUACAUGAUGUUCCUCCCAUACUAUCUUCCGGACUCGACCCUUCUCCAAUCUUCGUCUAUCGGCAUUCCUGCGCUCGUCUUCUGGAUCGUGGGCCAAGUUGCCUGGCUACAACAAGGCUUUCAGCUCGAGUUCAACGGCUAUUCGACCUUUGUUCCAGGACUCUGGGUAUCUAGCAUAAUCUUCUUCCUUGUCAAUUCUGUAAUCUUAGGUAUCAUUAUCUAUGACACUAAACAGAGGAGACCGCAUGGAAAUGUUGUGGUAGGGAAGAGAGCUUUAUAG